AUGAUGAUCCCCAGGUUGAAAUACGAUAUUGGAAUGAGACUUAUUGAAAAAUGUGAUGGUUUACCUCUUGGGGUCAAAGUAAUGGGAGGUCUCCUGCGUCAGAAAAGGAUAAGACGAACGGACUGGCAAAAUGUCUUAGAUGAUUCUCUAUGGUCAGUAUCACAAAUGCCUAAAGAGCUAAAUUAUGCAGUAUAUCUUAGCUAUGAAGAUCUGCAGCCUUGUUUGAAGCCUUGCUUUUUGCACUAUUCCCUCCUUCCGAGGGGCACAUUGUUUUUUGUUCAUGACAUUGUUGGCAUGUGGAUUAGUGAAGGAUUUGUUCAUGGAACUUUACGUGACCUAGAAGAAAUAGGAAGGGAAUACUAUGAUCGGUUAAUACAGCGGAACCUUAUUGAGCCAGAUAAGACAUAUCUUGAUCAAGUAGCUUGCAACAUGCAUGAUGUUGUUCGGUCAUUUGCUCAUAACAUGUUGGGAGAUGAAGCACUCAUAGCUCACAACAGUAAAAUUGGUAUUGACAAACUUAAAUCGCAAAAGUUUUUUAGAUUAUCUCUCGAAAGCAAAGGAUCAGAACAACAUGAUUUGGAGUGGUGUUCUCUCCAAACACAAACAUCACUGAGAACACUAAUUUUAGUUGGUAAUAUAAAGAUUAAGCCAGGUGAUUCAUUUGUUUCUCUUUCAAGUCUUCGAACACUACAUUUGGACAGUGUAAAUAUUGAUGCAAUAGCCGAAUCUUUGUAUCAACUGAAACAUUUGAGGUAUUUGUCAAUACAAAACUGUAAUACAUCCAAGUUAACAGAAGACAUAGGCAAGUUGAAAUUCUUGCAGUACAUUAGCCUUUCUGGUUGUCAGAGUUUGGCUAAUCUUCCCAGUAGCAUUGGAGUGCUACAAGACUUGAGGGUUCUCAGACUUAACCGGACAAAUGUAAGUGUUAUACCAAGGGAAUUUAGUGGCCUAACUUCUUUGAGGAAAUUAUUUGCAUUUCCAGCCCACAUGGACUGUGAUCACUGUAGUUUGGAGGAACUAGGGCCUCUCUGCCAGCUAACACAUCUUCAUAUCAGUUUCUUGGAGAAUGUAGCUUCUUCCUCAAUGGCUAUGAAGGCCAAACUUGGUGAAAAGAAUCGCCUAAGAUAUCUGUCACUGGAAUGCACCAGUAGACUUGGAGAUGAUGGCCUGUUGGUAGAAGAGGAAGAAGGGAUCUCACAGAAAGAGAAGAGGCAAAUCGAGGAGGUUUUUGAUGAGCUCUGCCCUCCGCUUGGCUUAGAAAUCCUUAACAUUGAAGGGUAUUUUGGUGAGCGGCUCCCAGGUUGGAUGAUGCUGACAGCAGUUACGCCCCUUGGGAGCUUGAGGAUUCUAACGAUGGAUGACUUGGCCUGCUGCACAGAGCUUCCUAGUGGCUUGAGUCAGCUCCCCUGCUUGGAGGUGCUACAGAUUAGAAAGGCUCCAGCAAUCAAGCGUGUUGGGCUUGAAUUCCUACAACCAAGCAAUCAUGUAGGGGUUGCGUUUCCCAGAUUACAUCUGUUGAUUUUUGAUGGAUUUGUUGAAUGGGAGGAAUGGGUGUGGGAGGAACAAGUGAAAGGCAUGCCUAUCUUGGAGGGGCUUGUACUCAAAAUGUGCAAGUUGAGGCGUGUGCCACCUGGGCUUGCCUUCCACGCAAUGGCUUUGAAGACAUUAUGUAUAUAUGAUGUCAAGCAUCUAAGCGCUUUGGAGAACUUUGCUUCUGUUGUCCACCUCCAUGUGUUCAGAAACACUGACCUGGAGAGGAUCAGUAAUCUACCGUUCCACGCAAUGGCUUUGAAGACAUUAUGUAUAUAUGAUGUCAAGCAUCUAAGCUCUUUGGAGAACUUUGCUUCUGUUGUCCACCUCCAUGUGUUCAGAAACACUGACCUGGAGAGGAUCAGUAAUCUACCGAAACUGCAGAAACUCGUCAUCGUCAUGUGCCCAGAGAUGAAGGUAUUGGAGGGCAUGCCUUCACUACAGAGACUCAUUUUGGAGGAUUAUGACAUGGAAACAGUCCCAAGGUAUCUGCAGGAUGUAAACCCAAGGCAUUUGCUGCUAGAUUGUUCCUUAUCCCUGCUCACUUCCAUAGCAGCAGGGAAAUCAGGUCCUGAGUGGGACAAGUUCAGCCACAUCCAGCUAGUCAAGGCCUAUGCAAAUGAUAAAGGCAGUCCAAGGAACUGGUAUGUGUUCUACACAAGAGAUCCUUUCCGCUUUGAGACAAAUAUCAGUGGCUCUGCCAUUGCCCAAGCUCGCAACCGCCGCAAGUGGCUUACCUACUCCCAAACAUGUCCCAUUGAAGACGAGCAGCCCACAGGACGACACACGUAUGAAGAAAAAUGUGUGCCCCUCUGCGUACGCUUCAGGCUGCUGGGAGUGGGAGUGCUUUCAUUCUGCUUCCUUCCGCCAACUGCUGGGGGUGGAGUAUAUGUUGCUAUAUCCAGCUGA
This is a messenger RNA of Miscanthus lutarioriparius, 2439 nucleotides long. The record is from the annotation of a GenBank genome assembly. NCBI's taxonomy places the organism in Eukaryota, Viridiplantae, Streptophyta, Magnoliopsida, Poales, Poaceae.